CUGAUAUGGCCGUUCGAUCAGAUUAAUUGACUGUUUUCUUUGGAGAGUUCAUCGACGAAACGCUAAGACGGCGCAGCGAGCCAGAACGAGAUCGGAAGCCAAGUUGUUUUCUCCUUCAAUCAGGGUAUACAAAAAUGGAAAAUAGAUGGUACAGUGGCAGACAGGAAAUGCGUGCUAGAGAUAAACGACAACACAAAACGGAGGAGGCAUAUGAGGCUUCUGUUCUUGAGGAUCUUGCAGAGGAUUUUCGCCUUCCAAUUGAACAAAGGCCAACCGAAAAUGUAGAUCUAGAUAAUGUGGAACAAGCAUCAUUAGAGACAAAAUUGACAUCCUCUAACGUUGGAUUCAGGCUACUCCAAAAGAUGGGAUGGAAAGGGAAGGGUCUUGGAAAGGAUGAACAAGGAAUAAUUGAGCCAGUAAAAUCUGGGAUAAGAGAUCCAAAAUUAGGCGUAGGAAAACAGGAGGAAGAUGAUUUUUUUACUGCAGAAGAAAAUAUCCAGCGGAAAAAACUUGAUGUAGAGCUCGAAGAAACUGAGGAAAUUUCAAAAAAGCGGGAGGUUAUAGCAGAACGUGAGCAGAAAAUUCAGACUGAGGUGAAAGAAAUACGGAAAGUGUUCCAUUGUGAGCUCUGCAACAAGCAAUAUAAACUGGCUGUGGAGUUUGAAGGUCACCUGAGCUCAUAUGAUCACAACCACAGAAAGCGUUUUAAAGAAAUGAGAGAGAUGCAAGGGUCUAGCAGUCGUGAUGAUAGGCAUAAGCGAGAACUACAACGUCAAGAGAAGGAGAUGGCGAAGUUUGCUCAGAUGGCUGAUGCCCAUAAGCAGCAACAGCAACAGGAGGAAGCUGGAACUGAUGUGGUCUCCACUGCUCUGAAAAGUGCUACUGUACUUGCAGAUCAUGAUCAACGGAAGGUGUUAAAGUUCGGAUUUUCCUCAAAAGGUGGCACAUCCAAGGUAUUUUUAUGUGGAAUUUAGGAUUUUG
Ilex paraguariensis (yerba mate) is the source of this 981-nucleotide messenger RNA. NCBI's taxonomy places the organism in Eukaryota, Viridiplantae, Streptophyta, Magnoliopsida, Aquifoliales, Aquifoliaceae. The record is from the annotation of a GenBank genome assembly.